GAACGCGGAAGUGCUGCAGGAGGCACUGAAGUCACGUGAGGAGUUAUUUUCACAACGAUGCAUUUGUUGCACAGUCCUGACCAUUUUAGCACAUUUAAAGCGUAGAAAUCUGUGUCUUUGGCAGUUAAAACGCGAAGGAGUUGUUGACAUGGAUGAGGAUGGACUGCCCAUCGUGGGAUCAGGAGUAGAUCUUACAAAGGUUCCAGCCAUUCAACAGCGAAGAAUCGUAGCUUUCCUCAACCAGUUCAUCGUUCACACCGUCAGGUUCCUGAACCGGUUUUCCACAGUAUGUGAGGAGAAACUAGCAACAGUAUCAUUACGAAUCCAACAGAUUGAGACCACACUAAGCAUUUUGGAAGCAAAGUUAGCUUCUAUUCCUGGUUUGGAAGAUGUCACAGUGGAUGGAGUGAGAUCAUCUACAGAGACAAACGGUCCUGCUGCGGCUGGCAUUCAUGCCACGGGCCCCUCUUUGGGUCCCCCUGUUGAGGCAUCUCCGCAAGCACAAGUGGCCCCUCAGGAGCCGAAAGCAGAGGCCCCAGCGGAAAAUGUGAUGACUGUAGCCAAGGACCCACGAUAUGCCAGAUACCUGAAAAUGGUGCAAGUGGGUGUUCCAGUCAUGGCCAUUAAAAAUAAGAUGGUAAUGGAGGGUUUGGACCCCUCUUUGCUAGAUACCCCUGAUGCACCUGUUCCAGAUGGAGUUAAAAAAGGAUUGGAAGAGCAAGAUGAUGACAGCUCAGGCAGCGAAUCAUCUUUCAGCGACUAAUCAGCUCCGCCCCUCACGGCUAAUGAGCGUUUUGUUGGACUUGUUGAGCCUUGCUCAUCUCAAAGGAGAGUAAAUGCACUUGAAUGUCCUUACAGAGGACAGACACUUAGUGAUGGCACUAAGUUUGUUUUAGAUCUCAGAGACGGCAUACUUGACAUCUAUAGUGGUGGUUUCUGAGGGCACUUGCUCACUAGGUGAGAUCUCUAAUGAUUGUGAUGAUAAUUGGUCCAUUUAAGUGCUACUUUCAUGUGAAUUAUUAAUCUCUCAUCUCUUGCCUGAUAUGUACAUGUUAAAUGCCUAGUAUGUACAUCUAAUAACAAUAAAAAGAUGCCAGUGAGUGUUUUUAUAAAGUAAAGCCAUGUAAAUCUAUUAGUGCUGUCAAAUGAAUAAUCGUGAUUAAUCGCAUCCAAAAUAAAAGUAAUAUAUGUGUGGACUGUGCAUAUUUAUUAUGUAUAUAUAAAUGCACACACAUGCAUGUAUAUAUUUAAGAAAAAGGUUGUGUGUAUAUAUUAAAUAUUUAUAUAUGCAUGUAAAUAUUUUCAAAAUAUAUGCUGUAUGUGUGUGUAUUUAUAUAUACAUAAAUAUACACAUACAUAAAUUAUGUAAACAAAAACGUUUAUUUUAGAUGCAGUUAAUCGCGAUUAAUUGACAGCACUAAAAUCUAUUAAAUUGAAUGUAGCUGAGUAAUUUUUUUUAACUUUAGUUGCAACAAUAUCAAACUGACUUUGAAUCACAGUAAUAUCGAUAACAAAAAAUGACCGUGUGUUAGAUUUGUUGAGUUUCUAAUAAUACUUAUUGUGUUGCACAGUCAUUACAGAUUUGCUUAUAUUGCCUUUUCCAAAUCUUAACUUGUUAUUAAAAGUUGUUAUAUCUGAACUCAGUGAAAUGAAGUUACUUUAAAACCUACACUACUAUUGAAAGUUUGGGAUUGGUAAGAUUUUUAUUUUAUUUUUGAAAUUAGUCUCAUGCUCACCAAGGCUGCAUUUAUUUGGUCAAAAAUACAGUAAAACCAGUAAUAUUGUGAAAUAUUAUUAAAAUUUUAAAUUAG
Messenger RNA from Onychostoma macrolepis, 1811 nucleotides. It is a transcript of the gene washc3, whose product is annotated as WASH complex subunit 3. The coding region runs from base 149 to 763 and encodes 204 amino acids. The transcript is spliced from 7 exons. The record is from RefSeq and is a predicted model, not a curated record. Gene Ontology annotation, cellular component: WASH complex. Gene Ontology annotation, biological process: actin filament polymerization; exocytosis. NCBI's taxonomy places the organism in Eukaryota, Metazoa, Chordata, Actinopteri, Cypriniformes, Cyprinidae.